Messenger RNA from Mus musculus (house mouse), 4701 nucleotides. It is a transcript of the gene Cdc23, whose product is annotated as CDC23 cell division cycle 23. The transcript is spliced from 17 exons. Gene Ontology annotation, biological process: protein ubiquitination. The record is from RefSeq and is a predicted model, not a curated record. Bases 43 to 1758 code for a protein of 571 amino acids. Gene Ontology annotation, cellular component: anaphase-promoting complex. NCBI's taxonomy places the organism in Eukaryota, Metazoa, Chordata, Mammalia, Rodentia, Muridae.
GUAUUCUUGCUGCUGGUUGGCUGGAGCGGCCGAGGGAGGAAAAUGGCUGCGAAUUCUUCGGUAGUCUCGGUGGCAGCGGCCGCCACGGCGGUGCCGGGCGUAUCCACUGUCGCGGAUUUUUCAGACUUGCAGGAAAUUAAAAAGCAGCUGCUGCUCAUCGCGGGCCUCACUCGGGAGCGGGGCCUGCUGCAUAGCAGCAAAUGGUCUGCGGAGUUGGCCUUCUCUCUGCCCGCCUUGCCUUUGUCGGAGCUGCAGCCGCCGCCGCCUCUGACAGAGGAGGACGCGCAGGAUGUGGAUGCUUACACCCUGGCCAAGGCCUACUUUGAUGUUAAAGAGUAUGACCGGGCGGCACAUUUCCUUCACGGCUGCAAUAGCAAGAAAGCCUAUUUCCUGUACAUGUAUUCCAGAUACCUGUCUGGAGAGAAGAAGAAGGAUGACGAAACAGUUGAUAGCCUAGGACCCCUAGAGAAGGGACAAGUCAAAAACGAGGCUCUCAGAGAACUGAGAGUGGAACUCAGCCGGAAGCACCAGGCUCGGGGACUUGAUGGAUUCGGCCUUUACCUGUAUGGGGUGGUGCUUCGGAAACUGGACUUAGUGAAAGAGGCCAUUGAUGUGUUUGUGGAGGCUACUCAUGUUUUGCCUUUGCACUGGGGAGCCUGGUUAGAGCUGUGUAACCUGAUCACAGACAAAGAGAUGCUGAAGUUCCUGUCUUUGCCUGACACCUGGAUGAAAGAGUUCUUCUUGGCUCACAUAUACACAGAACUGCAGCUGAUAGAGGAGGCCCUGCAGAAGUAUCAGCAUCUCAUUGAUGUGGGCUUUUCCAAGAGCUCGUACAUUGUUUCCCAAAUUGCAGUUGCCUAUCACAAUAUCAGAGAUAUCGACAAAGCCCUUUCUAUUUUCAAUGAGCUGAGGAAACAAGAUCCUUACAGGAUUGAAAAUAUGGACACAUUCUCCAACCUUCUCUAUGUCAGGAGCAUGAAGUCUGAAUUGAGUUACCUGGCGCAUAACCUCUGUGAAAUUGAUAAAUACCGAGUAGAAACAUGCUGUGUAAUUGGCAAUUAUUACAGCUUACGCUCCCAGCAUGAGAAAGCAGCUUUGUAUUUCCAGAGAGCCCUAAAGUUGAAUCCUAGGUACCUUGGGGCCUGGACACUGAUGGGGCACGAGUACAUGGAGAUGAAGAACACGUCUGCAGCUAUUCAGGCUUACCGACAUGCCAUUGAGGUCAACAAGAGAGACUACAGAGCUUGGUAUGGCCUUGGGCAGACUUACGAAAUCCUUAAAAUGCCAUUUUAUUGCCUUUAUUAUUAUAGACGGGCCCACCAGCUUCGUCCCAAUGAUUCUCGCAUGCUGGUUGCCUUAGGAGAAUGUUAUGAGAAACUCAAUCAACUAGUGGAAGCCAAAAAGUGUUAUUGGAGAGCAUAUGCCGUGGGAGACGUGGAGAAAAUGGCUCUUGUGAAGCUGGCCAAGCUUCAUGAACAGUUGACUGAGUCAGAGCAGGCUGCCCAGUGUUACAUCAAAUACAUCCAAGAUAUCUAUUCCUGUGGGGAGACCGUGGAGCACUUGGAGGAGAGCACAGCCUUCCGAUACCUGGCCCAGUACUAUUUUAAGUGCAAGCUGUGGGAUGAAGCUUCAACUUGUGCCCAAAAAUGUUGUGCAUUCAAUGAUACCCGGGAAGAAGGUAAGGCCUUGCUCCGCCAGAUCCUACAGCUGAGGAACCAAGGGGAGACACCCACCUCUGACACGCCGGUUCAGCUUUAACUUCCUGGAACUGCUGAGUGGAGGCAGACGCUGCCAGCCUCUGUGACCGCCGGAGGAGGGACAGCCCCCCUGACUGUUGUGCCGCUGGCUGCUGUUUGGCUUCCUGCAACAGAGUUUCUAGCUCUUCAAUUUUUUCAUCCCGCUCCUAAGAGGGAAGGAGAGAGCACAGUUGUCCAGGGUCAGACAAACGCCAGAGGACCAGACUAAAAGAACCUAAGCAUCCUGUCCGUACCAUUCACGCUGACGUUAGCCUGCAGCACACUUCAUACUGAGCUCAUCCCUCAACUUAAACUCAAUAGCUGCACGAUACUAAGGGAACCUAAUAAACAUUAAUUAUAGUAUAUACUACUGUUCUUUCUAGAGUUUAUAAAACUUAGUUUGAGGCUGGCCAGAGCGACAAUAGUGAGACCCUAUCUCAGAAACCCAUAAGAUGCUGGCAGUGGCGGUGGUGGUAGGUAGUGUGUGCCUUUGUCCCAAGCACUUGGGAGGCAGAGGCAGGUGGAUCUGAGUUACGGCCAGCCUGGUCUACAUACAGAGUGAGUUCCAGGACUUUGUUUUUGUUUGGUUGGCUUGGUUUUUCAAGACAGAGUAAAAGUAGACAUUUGUUUGCUCUGACCCAAAUGAUGGAAGCCGAGUGGCUGUUGAGACUGGCCAGGAUAAACUCACCUGGAUCUGCUCUUGGUAGAAAGUUGUCAGUGAUUCCUUCAGGAUCUUCAGUUUCUCCUCGUACAGUUCCUCCAUCAGUUCCUUUUGGUUGUCCAAACGCUCACUGUCAGAAAGUGGUAGUGAGGAUCCUGAGUGAAGCUGGAGAACAGAGCCUACACCCCACUGCUGUCCCUGUCACAGGGGCUGGGCUAGCAGUACCUGCACCACUGCUCCCGCUGUUGCAUCUGUUCCACCAUUUCGUUGCAAAUUUCCUCUCGGAGCUGUAUCUCCAACUGCAGCUUUUCUUGUCGUUCUUUUAAAAGUAGCGCUUUCAUGGCUUCCACCACCUGGAGUAGUUCCUAGAAGACCACACCUAUGAGCCCCCCUGCACUUUUUAAAAAGCCCCAUAUCGACCAGGACACCUUGUAGCACAUGUCCAGCCACCAAGCUGCCACAACCGAACUGCCUUGUGUCCUCACCUCCUUGCCAUACACGGAGACGUCAGCUUCGUCUUCAGGACUGUCCUCAAGGUCUGAGUCGGCCUUGUCCUCUUUCUCUAAGCCAGGGCCAACCUGAGGACUGUGCUUCUUGAUGAAUGAAUGCAGGGAUGGGAUUCCCAGAUGCACAGGUGGGGCGUGCACAAGCUGGAAGGGGAAAAAAAAUCUCAAUUGACUCCUUAACUAGAGCUAUUUGUUUUUAUUUUUCGAGGCAGGGCUUCUCUGUGUAGCCCUGGAUGUCCUGGAACCCACACUCUGUAGACCAGGCUGGCCUCGAACUCAGAAAUCUGCCUGCCUCUGCCUCCCAAGUGCUGGGAUUAAAGGCAUGCACCACCACUGCCCGGCUCCUAAGAGCUAUUUUAAGAUUGCCAGUCCUGCGGGGUGGUAGUGGCUCAUGCCUUUAAUCCCAAGCACUCCAGAUGCAGAGGCAGAUGGAUCUCAGCCUGGUUUACAGAGUGAGUUCUAGGAUAGCUGGACUACACAGUGAAACCCUGACUCAAAAGACCAAAAAAAAUUGCAUCCAAGGAAAAUACAAUCAUUAUGUGUAUAGCUUCUCACCUGGCUGGCUAGGGCUGAGAAUUUGGCUGCAUGAAGAGUCUCGUCAUAUGUAGAUGCACAGGGAUUCACAUUGACAAUCAUACAGGAACGACCUCGACCUGUGAAGAAGCCUUGGAACACACGAGUCAACUUGCUGUCACGGAAAGGAAUCAGGUUCUGCUUUGACCUUGUACAGAAUCAGAUAAAAAGCAUUGUGAGUAUAAGUGCAGCCUUUGGCAGGGUGUGUGUGUAUCCAAGCACCACCCUCAGGGCUGACCAGGAACUGAGCAAAGGGCCAGGCCCAGGCCACCGCAGCCUACAGCUUACCGGUUCUGCUGAUUCUGUCGCAGGGCAGCAAUACAGCGGCCCAGGGUGUGCAGAGAAGUGUUAAUGUUCCCUGCCUCCUUUAGCCGCUCACCACUUUUUUGAUGUUUGCAGCGCUCAGAGCCAGCCAGGUCACAGAGUGACAGUCUGGAGUAAAGCAUAGGAGCUGAUGUAAGGAACUCAUAGUUUGUUCUAUAAUUCCUCUCUCUAGGGAAGGGCCCUUCCAAGCUGUUUAUAUCAAAAGAAGGGAAAGAGCAAAUUCCUUUGAGAAGUUCCCUUCUGCCCCCAUAACCACAUGGCCAAGAUGAUCAAAUUUCUAAGUGGGGAAACUUACUCACUGAUCUUGGGCACUAUAUCCCCUUCUCCCUGAAGGUGCAAGAUUCUGAUUGAGAAGAUGCUGUGACUGAAAAGGAAAAGGGAAAAAUUACUCUAUAACUUCUAUGAUCAGGUGGAAGGCUAAAGCUAUCUAGAUACAGUCAAGAGUCAAUUCCCACAGCAGACCUGCGGCUGGAUUGCUGGUUCAUGUGGGUGCUGGCAAAGCUCUGGUUCUUGCGACCCACUUUCAAUAGUUUCCAGGCUUCCUCAACAUCACGAACAUGAAUCCAAUUGAGAUCUGGAGCCAAGAGAGUAAGGUGGAACACUUGACCCCUCCUCUCAUUUCCCCAUGUCCCUCCAGGGUUCCUGCCAACCUCCUCUACCUUUGCAUACCUUUCACGUAAGGAUUGCCGUUCUGAUCCUCACACAGCCGAAGUGUCUGUCUCUUAUGCUGAUGGCUAGGUGGUUCUAACAGGUCAUAAAGCAAUUCAUUGUAGAUCUCAAAGAAGGAGAUCCAGACAGAGAAGCGAAUGUCUGCUGGAACACUUACUGGGACAGUGUCUGGUUGUGCCCAUAAUUGACUUGUUUCUGUGAAAAAACCCAAUAUAUACAUGUAUGUCAUUAA